Messenger RNA from Danaus plexippus (monarch butterfly), 357 nucleotides. RefSeq lists its product as uncharacterized. Lineage: Eukaryota; Metazoa; Arthropoda; Insecta; Lepidoptera; Nymphalidae. Gene Ontology annotation, cellular component: membrane. The record is from RefSeq and is a predicted model, not a curated record. Bases 8 to 319 code for a protein of 103 amino acids. Gene Ontology annotation, biological process: sensory perception of taste. The transcript is spliced from 2 exons.
AGUGAUUAUGUCUAUUGUUAUUACUGUUCGAUGCUUUAUGUACACGCUACUCAUAACUUUUCCUUGUUAUGUAUCGAUGGUAACCAAAUGUGAAGUGUUUGAUUUGUGCACAAUAAUUAAUGACUUCUUGAAUACAAAAAAAUCGGAUAAAGCAGUUCGACGUAAAAUAAAAGCCCUACACCAGUUAAGUCGCACUAAUGAGUUUACUUACGUUCUAUGUGGAGUUAUUAAUUUAGAAAUGACACUGCCGUUGAGUUACACAAGCCUUUGUACCACGUAUCUCAUUAUAAUACUUCAAGUCUCCAAGUUUAUUGAUUAAGGGGAAAAAAUUCUAAUAAAUGUCAAGUUUGUUUUGUA